AUGGAAAAUGUCCUUUCCGACGAUGAGCCCCGCGAGCGGUCAGUUCCCUUGGCGGAGACGUGCUCCGACAUCGUUGUCGCUGCGACCUCAUCACCGCCUCUGGUUCUCCACGCGCCUGCCACGGAAGACCAGAUUACCAGUAGCGACGACGCCCUUCUUCAGCCCGCUUGGAGUGAUAGAGAAACCCGCGAUACGCCGACGUGCCAGCAUUUCCUCGAGGAGCGGCCUGUGGAAAGAACUACCGCUCUAAAACGCGGCCAACCCGUCUUCAAUCGGGCGGGUCAGGCCAUCUGUCGUAUCAUGGCACGCAAUGCGAAGCAGUGCUGGACGUAUGGUCGGAUCGCCGCGAUCUUUGGCGUAUCGUACCAGUCGGUGCAGCGGGCGGUCGAAAAUAAGUCCGCCGACGAUGUGGCAGACGAUUAUGAGGCCGCGGGCGACCCGGAUUUCAGCGUCUACUUCCCGCCUCUUCCGCCAGGGUCAAGGUCGUUGACUGACUCGGAAAAAAUGGCGUUUUCGGAGGACUACAGCGAGGGUGAAGGGGGGACGUCUUCCACGUUUGACAGCGACAUAAUCGUCACGACAGGCUUGAAUCGGGCCGCGAAAGAUUCAUUUUACAAACGGCUGGGUAGAUUGUCCGACGCUGGCUACCGUAAUCCUACGGCCCCUGAUUUCUCACACAAACGGCCAAUCACUGAUACAUUCACCGAUUCGGACGAAGAAAGUGCAGCCUCGAGUCCUGUCGACCGCCCAUAUCCAUAUUUCGGCCCAGUCGGCUCAUUGAGCCACGUUCAAAGUUUUCCUCACAUGUUUGGCCCCACAAACCAUCCGAUUGUGUCGAACUGCGCUUCUACAGCGCACUCUGCCCAGGGCGAUACUAGUACUCCCAAGAAUAAUGGUGCUCGAAGUGUGGAGAAACACAUUCGGCGAGCAUUACCCAAGCCUCGUCUUGAAGCAACGGCCCGGGCUGCCGGCGCUCUGUCGGUUUCUCCUCUACAACAUUGUCCUCCGAAGAGCAGUGACGUCGGAACCUUCCUGAAAACGGCUCUCCCAUACCUCAGAGACGAUCGGUUCGCCAGCUACGUGUGUCUUCUCGAGAGAAAGGGUUUCACGGUGGGACGGUUGCACGCCAUGGCAGGCUGGCAGAAGCAAGAGCUGAAAGAGGCGGGGCGACUGCUCACGGUGCCCAGCAAAGAACGCCCCGACGAGCGCAUGGUUCCAAUCGAGUACGCCCAGCUGGUGCAGGCGGUACAGAAGCUCGGCGGCGCGAAGAAGUCCCUCGACCCGUGCCUCCCGCCGGUUGGCGCGAAUCCGCUGCACAGCAGCCGCACGCUGGCGGACUUUCUCCGGUACGUUAUGGGCUUUGACCUGUCUGGUCGAAAAAGAUUGUGCGAGAUACAGGGAAUCACUGUGGUAUUCCUAUGCGAACAACGGAAAGCGAAGGACGAUGGGGAGCUGCGUGAAUUGCUGGAGGCCGUGUUGCUGGACGACGAGGACGCGCUUAUGUACGACGAGGCGGCCGCGGAGCCGCGAAUGACGGCGCUUGAGGUCUUGGCGGUAGAGUUGGCGAUUCGGAGAGCCAGAACGGCCGAGGAAUUUGUCUGA
Molecule: messenger RNA, 1602 nt
Organism: Mycena indigotica
Lineage: Eukaryota; Fungi; Basidiomycota; Agaricomycetes; Agaricales; Mycenaceae
Exons: 11
Coding region: 1-1602 (533 amino acids)
Source: RefSeq, a predicted model, not a curated record